CAGCUCGCCCGCCCCUCCUUUCCCCGCUGCCAGCCCGAAGCGGAGCGGAGCCCGGGCGGCUCAUUGCGGAGCGAAGCUGCAGCCGCGAUGGCCACGACCGUGACCUGCACCCGCUUCACCGACGAAUACCAACUGUACGAGGAAAUUGGCAAAGGGGCUUUUUCAGUUGUACGACGCUGUGUCAAACUCUGCACUGGACAUGAAUAUGCAGCAAAGAUUAUCAACACCAAGAAACUCUCGGCAAGAGAUCAUCAGAAGUUGGAGCGAGAAGCUCGAAUCUGCCGUCUCCUGAAGCAUUCCAACAUCGUUCGCCUCCACGAUAGCAUAUCCGAGGAAGGCUUCCACUACCUCGUCUUUGAUCUGGUCACGGGCGGUGAGCUCUUUGAAGACAUCGUUGCCAGAGAAUACUACAGUGAAGCCGAUGCAAGUCAUUGCAUCCAGCAGAUCCUGGAGGCUGUUCUCCAUUGCCACCAAAUGGGGGUCGUCCACAGAGACCUCAAGCCGGAGAACCUGCUUCUGGCCAGCAAAUGCAAGGGAGCGGCGGUGAAGUUGGCAGAUUUUGGCUUGGCGAUUGAGGUGCAAGGAGACCAGCAGGCCUGGUUUGGCUUUGCGGGCACUCCUGGCUAUCUUUCUCCUGAAGUUCUACGCAAAGAAGCUUAUGGCAAACCUGUGGAUAUCUGGGCAUGUGGCGUUAUUCUUUACAUCUUGCUGGUUGGGUAUCCUCCUUUCUGGGAUGAGGAUCAGCACAAGCUCUAUCAACAGAUUAAGGCUGGAGCCUACGAUUUUCCUUCUCCUGAGUGGGACACAGUCACCCCUGAAGCAAAAAACCUCAUAAACCAGAUGUUAACCAUCAACCCAGCAAAGAGAAUCACAGCUCACGAAGCUCUGAAACAUCCAUGGGUCUGUCAACGUUCAACGGUGGCCUCCAUGAUGCACAGACAGGAGACUGUAGAGUGUCUGAAAAAGUUCAAUGCCAGAAGGAAGCUCAAGGGUGCAAUUCUUACCACUAUGUUGGCAACAAGAAACUUUUCAGUGGGGAGACAGACCACCGCUCCCGCCACAAUGUCUGCAGCAGCAGCAGCUUCCAGUGCCACCAUUGGGUUGGUGGAGCAAGCAGCUAAGAGUUUACUGAACAAGAAAGCUGACGGAGUGAAGCCUCAAACAAACAGCACCAAAGGCAACGCAGGGGUUACCAGCCCGAAAGGGACCCUUCCUCCAGCCGCACUGGAACCUCAAACCACCGUUAUCCAUAACCCAGUGGACGGCAUUAAGGAAUCAUCUGAUAGCACAAACACCACCAUAGAGGAUGAGGACACGAAAGUUAAGACCACUGAAAAUGAGCUUGUAAAAAGCCAGGUGAAUCCAGGAACAGCCCCUGAACUUCCUCCCAGUCUGCAGACUUCUCUGAUGCCAUCAGCUGCUGCUGCUGCUAUCGCUGCUGCUUCCACCAAGCUGUCUGAUGUAUUAGGCAUGGUGAAAAGGGGCUCAGGGGCCCCAGAAGCUGAAGAGCCAUCAACAUCAGUCUCUCCACCCUGCACAUCUCCAGCUGUUGCAAACCCUCCACCUCCCCAGCCUGCCAAACUCUCUGAUGUAUUAGGCAUGGUGAAACGAGGCUCUGGGUCCCCAGGAGCAGAAGAGCCAAAACCUUCCAUCACUUUGCCCUUUGCACCUCCUGUCGUUGCAAAUCCUCUUCCUCUCCAGUCUGCCAAACUGUCUGAUGUAUUAGGUAUGGUGAAAAGGGGCUCUGGGAUCCCAGAUACUGAAGAGCCAAAGCCUCCCAUCACCGUGCCCAGCCCGUCCUCAGGGGUAGCAAAUCCUCUUCCUUUCCAGUCUGCCAAACUCUGUGACGUGUUAGGCAUGGUGAAAAAGAGCUCUGGGACUCCAGAAAGUGAAGAGCCAAAGCCCAUCACCACCCUUCCAUGCCCACCUUGCGUUGUUGCCAGCCCUCUUCCUCCCCAGUCCGCCAAGUUGUCUGAUGUCCUAAGCAUGGUGAAACGGGGCUCUGGAGCCCCAGAAGCUGAGGGGCCACAGCCUGCUGUCACCCAGCUUUUCCCACUUCCACUCAUCACAAAUCCUCUGCCUUCAGAUCCUCGCAAGCAAGAAAUCAUCAAGAUAACGGAGCAGCUGAUAGAAGCUGUGAACAAUGGGGACUUCGAGGCCUAUGCAAAAAUCUGUGAUCCAGGCCUAACUUCAUUCGAACCUGAAGCCUUGGGCAACCUUGUCGAAGGGAUGGACUUCCACAGAUUUUACUUUGAAAACUUAUUAUCUAAGAACAACAAGCCCAUUCACACAACCAUCCUGAACCCUCACGUGCAUGUCAUUGGGGAAGAUGCCGCCUGCAUUGCCUACAUCCGCCUGACGCAGUACAUCGAUGGGCAGGGCCGUCCCCGCACUUGCCAAUCCGAGGAGACCCGGGUCUGGCACCGCCGCGACGGGAAGUGGCAGAACGUCCACUUCCACUGCUCAGGAGCACCAGUGGCACCACUCCAGUGAAGAACUAAUGCCGGCUGUUCUGGUUUCAUCCCGAAGGAGACGGUGAUUUGAGCUGAGCCGCUAGCAGGGAGCAGCGGUGACAAAGCACGUGUCCGCAUGCUUGUGUCCCCCUUUCCCCAUCCUCCCCUGUUUCAUUUCCAGUGCCUGUGUUUGCAAAAAAAAUGAAAAAAAAAUGAAAAAGAAAAAAGGGGAAAAAA
Messenger RNA from Elgaria multicarinata webbii, 2690 nucleotides. RefSeq names its product calcium/calmodulin dependent protein kinase II beta (gene CAMK2B). The coding region runs from base 88 to 2493 and encodes 801 amino acids. The record is from RefSeq and is a predicted model, not a curated record. Gene Ontology annotation, biological process: protein phosphorylation. Gene Ontology annotation, molecular function: ATP binding; calcium/calmodulin-dependent protein kinase activity; calmodulin binding. The transcript has 27 exons. NCBI's taxonomy places the organism in Eukaryota, Metazoa, Chordata, Lepidosauria, Squamata, Anguidae.